AUGAGCUCCAGCCAGCCAGGGCCCUGCCCAUGCCAGGGUGCUGCAGGCCGCCCAACCAUUCUGUAUACACUUCUGAGCCCCAGCAUCAGGGACCGGCCCUCCGUUGCCCCAGCCCGCGGCCGCUGCCUGUGCAGGCAGCACCGGCCUGUCCAGCUAUGUACGCCCCAUCGCACCUGCCGGGAGGCCUUGGAUGUUCUGGCCAAGACGCUGGCCUUCCUCAAGAACCUGCCGUCUUUCUGCCAGCUGCCCCCCCAGGAUCGGCGGCAGCUGCUGCGGGGCUGCUGGGGGCCCCUCUUCCUGCUGGGGUUGGCCCAAGACACUGUGACCUUCCAGGUGGCCGAGGUCCCAAUGCCUAGCAUACUCAAGAAGAUCCUGCUGGAGAAGCCCAGCAGCGGGGCAGGCGGCAGCCAGCAGCCCGACCGGCCCCAGCCCUCGCUAGCUGAGGUGCAGUGGCUGCAAUGCUGCCUGGAGUCCUUCUGGAGUCUGGAGCUGAGCCCCAAGGAAUAUGCCUACCUGAAAGGGACCGUCCUCUUCAACCCUGACUUGCCAGGUCUCCACGCCUCCUCCCACAUCGGGCACCUGCAGCAGGAGGCGCACCAGGCACUGUGGGAGGUCCUGGAGCCCUGGUGCCCUGUAGGCCAAAGCCGCUUGGCACGUGUCCUCCUCACGGCCUCCACCCUCAAGUCCAUUCCACCCAGCCUGCUUGGAGAUCUCUUCCUUCGCCCUGUCAUUGGAGACGUUGACAUCGCGGACCUCCUUGAAGAUAUGCUUUUGCUGAGCUGA
Rangifer tarandus platyrhynchus (Svalbard reindeer) is the source of this 783-nucleotide messenger RNA. Lineage: Eukaryota; Metazoa; Chordata; Mammalia; Artiodactyla; Cervidae. The record is from the annotation of a GenBank genome assembly.